Messenger RNA from Sycon ciliatum, 4037 nucleotides. RefSeq lists its product as uncharacterized. The record is from RefSeq and is a predicted model, not a curated record. The transcript has 6 exons. Bases 848 to 3286 code for a protein of 812 amino acids. Lineage: Eukaryota; Metazoa; Porifera; Calcarea; Leucosolenida; Sycettidae. Gene Ontology annotation, molecular function: 3'-5'-DNA exonuclease activity; nucleic acid binding. Gene Ontology annotation, biological process: DNA catabolic process. Gene Ontology annotation, cellular component: cytoplasm.
UACCACUGGCACUGAUACAUGCACCAGUCCCAGAGCGCAGGUAAGUGACAUGGUGCUCUCAAGUUCAAGUGGGUCCACUUGAGUGGCACUUGGAACGAUUUCUAUUUUUUUCUUUCCCAGUCGCCAGAGAAAAAUGUUACUGACGACUGUGAGAGAAAAACUGGCCCUGUACCUGGCCGGCGGAUAGUGGAGUUGGAGCUGAUCAUGGAUCGUCUGCGUGCUGGGUGUAGUUCCUGCACGUCCAGACUUGAUCUCUGCGAGUGUGCGAGAGAACAGCGACAGGGACUUGCCAGUAUUCUGUUCGUGAAGUGCUCUACGUGUGGGCAGGAGAAUUUGGUCCAGACAUCGAAGUCUCAUGCUGGAUUGAGUGGAAAGCGUCGAUCCUAUGCUGUGAACUCUAAGGCUGCUCUGGGUGAGUUCGGACAUGUGCUUGUUUUUUUGCUCAUGAGAAGGCUAGGGGUUCAAAGUAGGAUGACUGUACUCAUAUCAAUGAACCAUGUCAGGGAUCUGUGUAUGAAAAUAAAAUUUACAUAAUUAUUGGCAAUAUGCCCUGCAGUAGAACUUGAACAGAGACAGUCAAGGACACAGUUAUGCAUUGUCACAUUUGCAUGAGCACGCUUGAGGCUUGAUCUUCACAGUAAAUGCAGCCAAUACAAUUGUGUUAUUGUGAUGAACUGCAAUGAUCGCCCAGGCGAGGCAAUGCAACAAAUGUCUACUGAAAAUAUGAAUCACAGAGGUAUGCACGACAAUAGCGCCAGGCAGGGUUCUGUUACCUUACUACUCACAUUCGGAAAUAUCUAGUGAUUGAUCUCACUAUGUGAAUAUAUGUUGUCUCGCUUUGUUGUCAAUGGUUGCAGCAAUGGAUCAUGCUGGCAUCGGUGUGACUCACGUAAAUAAUUUCUUGACCACGUUGAACAUACCUCCGGUCAAUGAGAAAGUGCUGCGACGGCAGGAGCGUGCCAUUGGCACUGUUGUUGAACGCGUGGCAAAAGAGAGCUGUGAUGAGGCUUGUGCUGAGGAAGUCAAGCGUACGUCUAGCGGUGGUAUUGGCUUCGGUUUCGAUUGCGGCUGGCAAAAACGAGGCCGUGCUAUGAACAGCUUGACUGGAGUUGGCCAUGCCAUUGGAGUGGAGACUGGCAGAGUUAUUGCCUAUUCCAUGCUGUCAAAGCGCUGUGCAACUUGCGAUGCUGCCGAUCGUCUCAAACGCCCAGCAGCAAAGCAUGACUGCCGCAAGAAUCAUGUCAACAAGUCUUCCAAAGCCAUGGAACCAGAAUCCAUUGGGAACAUUGGCAAGCAACUGAAAUCUGCUGGGGUGACAGUUUCUGUCAUGGUGGGUGACGAUGACUCCUCAGCCUUGAAGCGCCUGCAGGAAGAGAUUGGGCCGGUUGAAAAGAGCUCCGAUCUCAACCACGUCAAGAAAAACCUCGGAAACAGGUUGUAUGAUCUCAAGAAGAACGGCCACAAGGAACUGUCCGAGAAAGUCAUUCGGUAUGUGCAAAAGUGUUUCGCGUACGCUAUAGCACAAAACCGAAAUGAUCCAGCCGCGUUGAAGGCCGUUCUCCUUGCGUGCGUGCCACACAUGUAUGGGGAUCAUUCUGACUGCGGCUCAUGGUGUGGAUAUGAUGGCAACGAGGAGACGUACCGCCAUCGCAGCCUUCCCCGUGGGAAGAACCUGUCCUCGCCAACCACGAGAGCAGCAUUACAGAAGUUGUUCAGCCUCUAUGCGGAGUGUUCGACCAAGCUGGCAUCGCACGGCAGUACACAGGCAAACGAAAGCCUAAACAACAUCAUCGCCAGCAAGCAGCCGAAAUCAAGGAGCUAUGGCAGCUCUCCAUCCUUCAAUAUUCGUGUCGGCGCUGCAAUUGCCCAGAAAAACCUGGGAUACACGUAUGUGUCAAAGGUCAUGGAGCAGGCCGGCAUGUCCCCGAGCUCACAUGCGCAGGCGCACGGGGCCAAGCUCGAUACCCGGCGAGCAAAGGCUACACUUCGCAAGUCGGGUAAGACCGUAAAGAGGCGAAGACUGGAGCUGAAGGAGCUGCGCAGUCAGAAGGGUGCCUCACAGGAAUUGAGGGAAGGUACGUCGUACCAAUCCGAGUCCUCCCUUCUUGCAGAGCCAGACGUGGAUGAAAUCGCUGGUCCAGUCACUCCUGCCAAGCUGUCACCAGAAGAGAAGUACACUUUUGUGUACUUUGACCUGGAAACAACGGGCUUCGGAGACGAUGCAGAAAUCAUCCAGCUUGCAGCUUCCGUUCCAACUGUUUGCAAGUUCUCCGAGUAUGUAUUGCCAGAAGGGUCGAUGUCCUCUGGAGCAUCAGAUGUCACAGGUGUGUCCGUCUCUACUGUGGGUGGCAAGCGUGUGUUGGUGAAGGCUGGCGAAGUUCUGCCAACUCUUUCGCUACCUGAUGCCAUUGAGCGUUUCAUCCCGUGGCUACAGUCCAUUGGUGGUUCGAAACCGCCCGUACUUAUCGCACACAACUGUAUGUCGUUUGAUAUGCGUGUGUUGCUGGGUGAGGUGAAGCGUGCUGGGCAGUCGUACGUACAGCAGCUUGUUGCAGCAAUUGCUGGCUUUGCUGAUUCUCUGCUAGCCUUGAAGCAGGUCCUCCCUGGAAGGAAGUCGUACAAGCAAGAGGAUCUGGUAAAGGACAUCCUGAAGGAGGACUAUGCUGCCCACAGUGCGGAUGCAGAUGUCGACGUUCUCGGGAAAUUGGUGCGAAAGACAAUCCCGGAUAGCGUUAUUCUUGAGCACAGCAUACAAGUCGGGUCGGCAUUGUCUGUGCUUGCUGUCCGCGAAGCCAGUAAAGGUGUAUAUGCUGAGCUCCGCUCACGGUUUCCCAAACCUGCACUUUCAGAUCACAUGGCAAAGAAAAUAGCCAAUUCCGGUAUCAGGUACAGUCAUCUGGUGCUGGCAUUCGACAGGAAUCGUGGAACUGGCAUCCAGACUUUACUGCAGGAAAGGGAUGGCAAUGGGCGUGUGCGAGUCACAAAGAGUUCUGCUAUCGCGAAACGAAUAGCAGACCAUCUAGGGUCUGAAAGACCCAUCACCAGCAACACUGCCUCACAGGCCACUCCAGACCAUGCCAGUGGUUCAGCAGCAGCUGCAGGAGCUGCUGCCUUGCCCCCAGUGCCAGCAACUACCAGUCGUGCCAUGCCACAGCUAUCUGCCCAGACACUGGCGUUGUACCGGCGGAGGCGCGAUAAUGGGUACGAUCUGCCCGACCCACAGUACCAGCAGUGGCUGCAAGCGGUCUCAUCCAGCAAUGACCAAGCAACGCAAGCUGCGCAUUGACUGCAUCAUAGACCAUUGUGUUGUACAUUCAAUCGGCUAUACACAUAUGUACAUAUUCACAAUAUACGAGCAAAUAUGUGAAUAACACAAUUCAGUGGUGACUGUGGCGUGUGGUAUUGUCUGGGAUUGGUCUAUAGCAAAUGCUUCUCGCCCUACAUAGUCAAAGUGAAGCUUGAAUGAAGUCGAUAAACUCAUUUUGGCAACAAUGCUGAAUCUGACUUUCAAGUUGAAUAUGCACAAUCCGUCACAAAUUUUGUUUCUCAUUGACAAACGAGAUGGUAGACAUAAAAAUCUAUUUUUGUAGAGCCUUCCUAUGGCCUUGAAGAGCAGAUAAUGACCAUAAAAUGGACAAUGUUAUUGUCUCGAUUCUCCAGUACUCAAACAAGUCUAAAGUCCGGUCUGCUGAAAUACGCGUUUUUCCAAAUCACAUUCUGGGCUACCUUGGCCUCUCACAGUGGUCUGGUCAUAUGUUGUGGACAUUUUCCAAAGGAGACAGUAUUGUAGGCCCAUCCAUACCCACUUUCAGGAUUUUUGAAGCAUUACCAGCUGGAAUUUUACGCCUUUAGUGAAAAAUCAUUGAAUUUUUGCCAAAAAACAUAGGUACAAUAACACCCCCAUAGCUGGGGAACCACAUAAUAGACCUAUCCUUGAAAUAGCCUAGACCAGUUCUCUAGGUGUCUGGCCAUCUGAAAACACACAGUUCAGAUCGAUUUACCAUAAUUUUUUUUGCUCCCUCUUCGGGGUUGAGCCC